Messenger RNA from Hydractinia symbiolongicarpus, 4388 nucleotides. Its product is annotated as potassium voltage-gated channel subfamily A member 10-like. Bases 734 to 2065 code for a protein of 443 amino acids. Gene Ontology annotation, biological process: protein homooligomerization; potassium ion transmembrane transport. The transcript has 3 exons. The record is from RefSeq and is a predicted model, not a curated record. Lineage: Eukaryota; Metazoa; Cnidaria; Hydrozoa; Anthoathecata; Hydractiniidae. Gene Ontology annotation, cellular component: voltage-gated potassium channel complex; membrane. Gene Ontology annotation, molecular function: delayed rectifier potassium channel activity.
GGAAGAGAAAUUUUCUGAGACAUGUUUGUUUAUGCAAAAUGACAGCCAUGUUGCCUAGAUUAUUAUAAUCCAAUAAUAAUCAAUCUGCUAAUCAACAAGGAAACCUUGUUCCCAGGAGAAGUUAUAUUUAUACGACAUUAGAAUAACACUUUUAACUUGAGAACAUUGGGUAGAGAGGUUUCCAAUGACCGCUUGUUAAUGAAAUAUAUUUACCUAAGCACUUGGCCACGGAGCCAAAAUUGAAUAUUUAAUUUGUCCAAGUAAAAUAGAAAAUUUAGACAGCCGGAAGAAACUAUUUUGUUUUUCAACUGUGAUGUGUACUGUGUAAUAUAGGAGCUACCUUAAUUCUCCCUUUACACAAUGCCAGUUACCGCCGUUUUACGUCAAAAUCUCUCAGACAAUCAACUACUUUUGAUCUUCUCUCAACAAAGUUAUAAAUCCAAACGUCAACUAGGAACUAUAUGAACAGGCAUGUAGGUUUCGUUGUAGUCGGUAUCUUUGGUGAUGACUGUCUUGAAGUAAACAAAAGUAAAGGUAUUCAUGUGAUUGGCUAUUAAAUGUCACGUGACGCGUUGUUUAAGUGUAUUCUUACGUCGGCUGUAGAUAAUCUUUGCAGAUAACUCCAAGAUAAGAUUUUUAAGAAAACAAACACAAGAGUGAGCUUAAAAACAUUAAUUAGGCUGUUACUCAAAUGUAACUAAAAGUUGUUGUCUGUCUUCUACAUUCAUCUAAGAUGUUAUCGGCUACUAGUGCGUCCGUCAAUACCGGCUUACUUGCAUCUUAUUCUUCUAUAAACCUAUCACACGGUGGAAAUGAACCAAGCCAGUUGCAAACAGCCCUGGGUAAACGUCUAUUCGACCUGCUUAUAGGCAAGCAACAAAAAAAUGACGUGCGAAAUCGAAAGAAACGAGUAAAAAUAAACGUAUCGGGUCGAUUAUUUGAAACUUAUGAACGUACUCUAAAGUCACGAGAAGGAUCAAUAUUUAAAAUGAAGAAUGUUUUAAAUUAUUUUGACAAGGAAAAACAAGAAUAUUAUUUCGAUCGAGACCCCAGGUCCUUCGAAGCCAUUUUGACUUACUUGCAAUGCGGCUUACUCCUGCAACCAGAGAACGUAGCAUACAAAGUAUUUUUGGAAGACCUUCAGUUUUUUGGAUUUGGAAAAGCUGCACUAGAUAUUUUCAAGACUGGACAUGGUCAAGUUAAGCAGGAGAAGGAGAAUAGUCAACACUUUGUAAACUACGAUAAACCCAAAACGUUCUGGAGAUGUAUGACUGCUUUAGAAGCGAAUGGGGCGUUCACCAUUUUAAACAUAUUUGGAACACUUAUGAUAGUAUUUUCUCUAUUUUUGUUUUGCAUUGAGACACUGCCCAACAUUACAAAAGAGCAAAAGAAGGUCUUUAAAAAUCUUGAGACUUUUUGUGUAAUUUGGUUCACAGUUGAACUCGCAGCAAGGUUCGCCAUCGCAGAAAACAAGUGUCGUUUUGUUAUCAAUGGAAUGAAUAUUAUCGAUUUGAUAUCAAUAUUGCCGUUUUAUAUCGAUUUAAUUGUGUUCCAAAACAACAAUUUAGCUGGAUUUGCCAUUUUACGAGCUCUGCGUGCGGCUCGAAUUUUUCGUAUCUUUAAACUCUAUCGAUACUCAAAAGCCAUUCACUUACUUAUAUACACAUUUGUUUCGAGCAUUAGCGAGUUACUUUUGUUAAUUUUUUUCAUGAUCGUUCUUCUUAUUUUGUUUUCUGCUGGUAUAUACUUUUUUGAAAACAAUUUUGAAGAUCCGAGCAACAAAUUCAAAAGCAUACCUCAUACCUUUUGGUUCGCUAUUGUUACCUUGACAACCGUUGGUUAUGGAGAUAUGGUACCAUCUACAUCAGGUGGAAAAAUUAUAUCUGCAGUUCUUAGUGUAACUGGAGUCUUGGUGAUCGCUCUACCGAUUCCAAUUAUUGUAAAUAACUUUCGACGGUUUUACGACAGAAUGAUGUCACGAAGUCCGGCUUAUCAAUUCGAGUUCGAUCUAGAGAAAUCUAACGAAGUAAAAAAUGAAGACUUUAGAGGCGAGUUAAAACAAUGACGUCAUUCGCUAAUCUUGUGCCCAGGACGUUUAAGGGAUACAAACCAAUAAAAAAAGUACACCUGACGAUCUAGUUCGAUUCCAGCAUCUUCUUAGAACUAUGAGGAAGUGUGGCGUUGAGAAGCGAAUGGGACUAGGAACGAGGUUUACAGCAGUGCUCUUCUUAUUGAUUGUCAGGUUGUCAUGACUACUAGUAAUUCAACUUGUGAGUCAGUUUUACUUGAACACUUGAAGUAUUUUGUGCAAACUUGUAGCAAACGCAAUUUUUAAAUGUCGUGCCACUUCAAUAUUUUGUAAUGCUAACUCUAAAUAUAUCCUCAAGCUAUAACCAACCUCGUCCCCAGUUUUUUUAGGAUGAUACCUGAGAAACCUUUUUUGGUUCCGUCCCAAUGUAAAAAACUAAGAAGUCCGAAGGACGAGGUUGAGCAAUAACGUAAUCGUCUCAUAAUGCAAAUUGAGAUUAAACUAUAAAUACCAUGAACUUCAAGUCAAUAACUUUUCACUUAGUUAUUGCACUUUUAAUUUUUAUGAAAUAAACCGGCCGACGCAUUCUCGUCCCCAGAGUUCUUUGAGAUAAAAAACCUAGGUUUAUCUCAAAGAGUUCUGGGUCGAGACUAAUACACAUUCAUGAAUUUUUUUGUCAGUAUUUUUUACGCAGUAUUAGAAAAAAGUCUGCAGUUUAUCAGAAAAAAGUCUGCAGUUUAUAAUGAAAUAUGGAAAGUCCGGACAUCAGAAAGCGGGAAAUUUCGAUCCGUUUUCUAUUUUUUAAUGGAAUGGGAUUUGAAUUAAGUGAAAUGCGUGAUAUAUUUCGACCAAUUUCUCGAAGUGUUGUAGGUUUCCAUUGGUCUCAAAAUGUUGGGUUUUAAGUAAUACAACGUAUAACGGUGUAUACCAUGGACUGGGGUGGUGAAAAAUAUUUUAGGGGGUUAGUCGUUUCACCAGGAUAGAAUAGGAAUUGGUAAAGAUAAGCAUCUACUUUCUAAAAACGUGGCGGGAGUUAUUUGGAAAUGUAUAUGCAUUUAUCAUGGUGGAUAAGGUUAUUUUGUUUAUGUAUGCCAUGGUUCGGGUUAUUGAUAAGUCUGGGAUUUUCGCCUGAAGGUUUUAGAUAGCGUGUUACGGGAAGAAAAAGCGUGGUGUACAGGUAGUGUGUGUGUAUUCAAGGAGGGUGGCCUCCGCUCAUGUAAUGUCAUAUUUAUAGUAUAGAGUUGCGAAAAUAGAGCCUGUAGGUAAACGAGUUAUUGCGUUUCUUUCCGUCCAGCAACCCGUUUGUUUAAAAAAAGCAAAUUAUAAAACGCUCGGAAAUGGGUAACAAUUAGCACGCCUUAACGUUACGCAAUGAAAGAAAGAGUAUUUUAACUCAAAAAUAAAUGAAACAGAACCAAAGAAAAACGAUAGGUGUAAACCGUCAAAACAACGAGAAUGAUCGAUUUGCCAAAACGGCCGCCAUCAGGAGCAGGUACCGUUUCUUCCAUGUUUCACCUGCCCGACAGGGAAGUAUCCGAUGAGAAAAACGAAUUAAUCCUUUUACUUUAGUCUUUCUACCGUACAAGUUAACAGUUUGAGAGUGAGAGAGUUUAUGAGAGUAAAACAACAUCUUUAAAAACGACAGAAAAGUUCCCUACAAAUGUGUGCUUUUCUUUAAAAACACUUAAUUUUGAAUCAAGUUUCUUAGUAAAAGAAACUUUGAACUUUUUUAACCUACUAUCCCAGACACAAAAUUUUUGCAAAAGGUUCUUUUUUUGGCUAUUUCUCGAAAUAACGAAACGUCAUUACUUGGCUAGUACUGAGCAGUCUGUAUACUGCAAAAGUUUUUACUUCAAAAUGCGCUAGCUACAUGUGUGCGUUACGGAACAAUCCUCUCCGCGGCCCGCAACUGUUUGAAAAAACGUGAAAAUGGGACGUGCUAGAGUCAGCACAAAUGAUCACACUUUGAGAUUUUGGACCUAAGGAAAGAUCUUUGACAAGUAAACGUUGACAAGGAGAUAUUACCUGAGUCAUUUCGUAGCCCUAUGAGCGUUAUAUUUUCUUAUUUUAAAUAGCUCGAUCUCAUGAUUUUUUGUGCCCCUUUUUUUUCUCCCUGAAAAAAAAGUAUUUCAAAAGGGAAAUCGAAUCAUUUCUGCAAAUUACUUUUUAAAUAUUUGUGAAAUCUUAUUUUCGGAAAAGACAAUUGCAGGUGUUAAAUAUUUAGAAUGAGUUUAAAAACAUCCUAGGCUUGUCUUACCUUGGACAAACACCGCUCAAAAAAAUCUACGCACUGAUAGAUUUUAAUAUACCCGAGAACUCGAUAACUUUUUUAACAAAAUUGCACAAAUUGGCAAAAAUU